AUGGAAGACGAUCUCCUGUCCGACGACGGAUCGAAUGCUUUGCUUGACAGUACAGCCUAUACAUGUAUGGAUACAGCCAACCUCGUCUGUCUGCGGGUAAUAAAUGGCUCACGUGUGGAGGUCAAAGGUCAUCGUAUUGAGAGCCAAGUGGCCAUGAAAGCUAGAGGUCGAACUUGGAUCUGUCUGCAGAACUUGGAAGUUGUUCCUGGAGGGGGAGAUGCUGGAAGUCCUGCCCCCCAAAGCCCGAAUGAAUCACCCGAGACUCUCAUAGACGGUAUGCUGGAUAUCAUAGCAGAAAACGAAGGGAUCGAUGGAGAGAACAACCAUCUUGGUGAUCACGGGCACCUUAUCGACGCCGACAUCUAUGAAGAGAUAGAAGGACUUGAAGAAGAUGAAACAAGGAGGAAACGUCGCAACGCUCUCCGUGAUCGAGAAAGUCUAUGGCCCGGUGGUGCAGUCCCUUAUGUAAUCGAUGGGUACUAUAAUAUUAAUCACAAGAAGCAAAUCCUAGCCGGUAUGCAACGUUUUCAUGAGAAGACCUGUAUACGUUUCGUCCCAAGGACCAUCGAAAGGGACUAUAUUUUCUUCACACAAAACUUGGGUUGUUGGUCAAUGGUUGGACGAACCGGUGGUCGACAGAAGAUCUCGCUGUCGGGAACCUGUAGGGGGAGUCGUGGCGUCAUCAUGCACGAGCUCAUGCACGCCAUCGGGUUCAGACACGAACACAACCGACCGGACAGGGAUGGUUAUAUCGAUGUGUACUGGCAGAAUAUCAAAGCAGGAUUCACCACCAACUUCCGCAAGUACAGCAACGACCAGGUGCAGACCCUUGGCACCGGCUAUGACUUCAUGUCUCUCAUGCACUACCCGCUGACAGCCUUCUCCAAUGACGGUAAAUCGGUCACCAUCGGCCCAAGGUACCCGACCUAUCAGAUCGGUGAUGUCGGCAAUCAGAACGACUUCAGUCACAUUGAUAUCUACAGGAUCAACCUGCUCUACAAAUGCGGACAAUGCGAGGAUUCGGAUAAGUACUAUUGUCCGAUCUGGGCGAUGAUGGGUGAAUGUUCGGCCAACAAGGAAUGGAUGACCAAAUACUGUCCUUUCAGCUGUGACAGAUGCACCAUCGCUCUUCGCAAGGGUGACGGACUCGCCUGCAUUGACACCACGUCAAACUGCAAACGUUGGGCUAAGAUCGGUGAGUGUGAACGCAACCCGGCUUACAUGUUGCAGAACUGCCGUCGAAGCUGCAAGCAAUGCAAGGCUAUUGACACUGAGACGGGACAAGAAGAUGAGCUCGCGUGCCAAGACGACAACACGCUAUGCUACGAUUGGGCAACGCUGGGCGAAUGCCGAACCAACUCAAAGUUCAUGAAGGCACACUGUAGACGUAGCUGUCACGUGUGCACUGGCGGUGACGGUAGAAUCAUUAUCGAUACCGAUUCAGAUGAUUGUCAGGAUACGACAAUGGAUUGCGCCCUCUGGGCAGCACAGAACAUGUGCAAGGAUCGGCAAGAGUGGAUGUCCGAACGUUGCCGAAGAACCUGCCUUUGGUGCAGCCACCGAAUCGUGACCAUCACCGACCAGCCCGAUGAAAGCCGAGUGGAUUCCGAGGGCGGGAUCAUCACCGACGAGACAACACGAGCGGGUGACGAGGUCAACCGAGUGGAUGACGAAAUGGGCGUCUUGGGUGACGAAAAUAGCCGAGUGGGUGGCGGAGAAACGAGAGGGAGGAAAGGAGAGAUUGGAGCCAGUGAGGGAGAAGAUUUUGGCGACAGGACAAACGAUGAAAAGAGUUCGGACUCGGAUGGAGGGAGUAAUGUCGAGGGAAACCCGAGGGUGGAAAGUCAAAUCCAUGCUGAAGGAGAACUCUACGGAGGCUCUGUAAAUUCCACAGGUUGGAUUAAACCUCAAGGCUGUGUUGACGAGCAUGAUACGUGUAGUUCAUGGGCUUCAGAAGGAGACUGUAUAAGUAAUCCUGAGUGGAUGGCUAUCAAAUGUCCUGUCAGUUGCGGACUAUGCGGGGAUACUGAUAUCGAACCAGCCUGUGUUGACCGGCAUCGGAACUGUUCAUACUGGGCGAUGAUCGGGGAGUGCGACGAGUACCCGGACUGGAUGCACGUCAAGUGUCCGCAGAGCUGCGGGCUGUGCGGACCGCAACCGACCGCAGAGGAGAUUGAGGCUUGUGCGGAUAAUCACCUGUUCUGCAAACAUUGGGCUAAAACCGGUAGCUGUGAUUCGGGCCAUGUCUGGCUGAGGGUACAUUGUAAGAAGAGCUGUGACUUCUGCUCACUACCAAAACUAAACCCAACAUGCAUGGAUUCCCAGCAGCGAUGCCGGGAGCUUGCCCUCAAAGGGGAGUGCCGGUCUAAUCGGGGCUGGAUGGCCUACCAGUGCCCUCACAGCUGCGAUACAUGCAAGAAACAGAACCGAUUUGAAGAAUGUCGGGACAAAACUCGGCGAUGUCAGCAGUACGCUGCUGACGGCCAGUGCCACACGAGACAGCUGUUCAUGGAAGACGUAUGUCCGUACAGCUGCGGGUUCUGUCGCGUCGGCAAAACUCUACGAAGCGGUCGCUACCGGACGUUCGACCCCGCGUUGCUCGGAGGCAUGCAAACGCAAACCGAACAGAACGGCGCCGGUGCGGGAAACGAACUACUACCGGCGUCGAAGCGACGACCGCAUCAGUCGUUGCGCUCGCGUCUACGACUCUCCAGUACUAGGGUCAACAGCAAUAACAACGUCAACACCAACGAAAACAGCAAUAACAACGUCAGCACCAACGCCAACAGCAAUACCAACGUCAGCACCAACGACAACAGCAAUAACAGCGUCAGCACCAACCAAAACCGCAGAGGGCGGUUCCUCACAUCGAGUGGACAAAAUAACUCACGCGAGUGCAGGGACCGCAACCCCCAGUGCCCGACCUGGGCCAAGACCACCCGAUGCCUCGUCAACCAGGGCUACAUGCAGGAGAACUGCCAACUCAGCUGCAAAUGGUGUCCACCUGUAGAAACCUGUGUUGACAUAGAUGCUGGCUGUGAGAAGUGGGCUCGAGGAGGACACUGCCUAACCAACGAGGAGGGACUCCGUGAUAAAUGUCAGAAGAGUUGCGGACACUGCGGAGAAGUGGAAGAAUGCCGAGACGUCCAUCGAAAGUGCCGUGAGUGGAAGAAGGGAGGUUGGUGUACUCGAAGCCCCCUAUUCAUGAGGAAGUUCUGUGCUCCGAGCUGCGGACUCUGUGACGAAAACAGACAAGGAAACCAGAACGUCACCGUGGUUCAACCCGUACCAGAGACUGCGCCAGUGAAGGGAAAGAAGACCAAACAGACGAAGCAGCCGAGACUCACAAAGCAACAAAAGCUUGAGCAGCAAGAGCAGGAGGCGGAGCAACAACGCGUGGAGCAACAGAUACGGGAGCGACAGCGGCAGGACGAUGGCUACAUCGCGCUGGGUCUGGAGGAAGUCCAGAGGCUGCUGCUCAACACCGACGGGGACCUGACCGCGAAACAGAUCAAAUCACUCAAGAGGGCACGGAAGGCGAUCAAGCAGAGGCAGCAACGGGAGAAAGAGCUCCGAGCUAUCCAGAAGAAGGCCAAACUGAACAACCUCAACCGCGAGACUGAACCUAUCAUAGAUCGACUUGACGAAGCAGCCGUUCGCGAAUGAUAAGCUGAUACCAUCUUUCUUUCUCUUCCUUCAUGACACGACUCAAAGAUUAAAAGUUAGAGAGACAAAUCAUGGUCGGAAUAUCGCCAUGAUGAUGACGAUGAUGAUGAUGAUGACGAUGAUGACGAUACCGAUAUGAUAGCCCAUGGCUCAUUUUUUUAAAGUAAAUGCAGUCGGUUUUGUGUAGAUUAUAUCGCCAGAGAAAGUUUGGUAUAAAAAUCGCAAGAUUAUUACGUAAUGGGUGGUGGAAUUGCAUUAUAUUUAGUGCUGGGAUGUUUGAGGUGUAUUUGUAAUCGUUCAGGUGUGUGUUUAGGUAGGAAGAUUAUACGAAUUUUAAGAAUAAAAUGAUUGAAAUUGGAAUGACAUAUUUUUUCCAUGUUAAAGCAUUAUAAUACAUUUUGGAGGAUUAAAAUGAAGUUCGUAAGGGUUAGAACUAUCUGAAAGAGCGUUUUGUUUCUUGAAUCUUUCAUAAAGAUUUUGCUGUAUGCUUCGAUGCUUCAUUUUCAGAAUCACGAUUACAUACUAAUAGUGAUGAAAGAGUUGCACAUCUGAUACGCAGUGACGAAGGGUCAAAUGUCAAAGGUUGCGGGUCAAACUGUCAAGAUGGAAUUCAAUUGGUACUAUUCCGUGCAAUUUCUGUUCAUCUCAUACUACUUGUCAUAAUGAUAUAAAGUACAUUAAUUUGACUUCAUCUACUGAAAUAAUAAUUUGUGCCCGAACCCAUACUAAAUAUCCCCGACAAAAUCUGUGCAUUUACCUUUUUACUCAGUAAUCUUCUUCUUCUUCUUCUUCUUCUUCUUCUUCUUCUUCUUCUUCUUCUUCUUCUUCUUCUUCUUACUUCUUCAUUAUCACAUUAUCAUUAAUAUUAUUAGUUACAGGAAUUUCAGAGUUUUACAUUUUCUUCUUGAAAUCCAUAGACAUUAAUUUUGUUUAAAUAUUUGUGUUAUUACUUUACUCUCAAAAGCCCAGACAAGUACACUUCAGACCAUAAUGUAUCUUGUAAAAGUUUCGUUUUCUUUAUGAAUUAAAACGAAGGGGAAUUGUCUUGUAUCUUGGAGAAGCUUGACAAAAUUUACUCCCAAAAAGAAUGUAGUUAACCCGUUCCCGUUAUCAAUUUAUGGUUAUGGAGAAAUGGAAACAACAGCAAAAUUAUUGUUAAUUUCAGUUGAACAAAACAAAUAUUGAUUUGUUUUAUUUUGGGGAAUGUAGCAAGGUUGUCUAUUGCUAAUAGAUAGUAUUGUAUAGUUUCAGAGCAAGUAAAAUUAUUUUAUGUACGAUAGAAAAAAAGUUUUAUUACAAAUUUGCAUGUUCAAAGUAUUGUGUAUUUUAAUUUUAUACUAAUGAUAGAUUUUUGAAAUAAACUAAUUUUUUCUGAUAAAAGUA
This is a messenger RNA of Strongylocentrotus purpuratus (purple sea urchin), 5049 nucleotides long. RefSeq lists its product as uncharacterized. Gene Ontology annotation, biological process: proteolysis. The coding region runs from base 1 to 3666 and encodes 1221 amino acids. Gene Ontology annotation, molecular function: metalloendopeptidase activity; zinc ion binding. NCBI's taxonomy places the organism in Eukaryota, Metazoa, Echinodermata, Echinoidea, Camarodonta, Strongylocentrotidae. The record is from RefSeq and is a predicted model, not a curated record. The transcript is spliced from 21 exons.